Molecule: messenger RNA, 1285 nt
Organism: Stegostoma tigrinum
Lineage: Eukaryota; Metazoa; Chordata; Chondrichthyes; Orectolobiformes; Stegostomatidae
Gene: rassf2a
Product: Ras association domain family member 2a
Exons: 11
Coding region: 125-1123 (332 amino acids)
Biological process (GO): positive regulation of JNK cascade; regulation of non-canonical NF-kappaB signal transduction; signal transduction
Cellular component (GO): nucleus; cytoplasm
Source: RefSeq, a predicted model, not a curated record
GCUGCGUUUGUUACAGGCUUUCGGCUCUCCCGGGCAGGAACAGCUGCCAAGCGCCAGUGCCAGGGGUAAGGGGGAGGAGAGCGGGCUCUGCCACAUCCAUGGAACCCAGGAGGGCCAGCUAGCGAUGACUCUCUCGGCUAUGAUGGAGGAUCCUGUGCCAAUCGGAGAAGAUAAGUACAUUCCCAAGAAGGAACUCCUGGGACAUUUGAAGACCUAUAACUAUUAUUACGAAGGACAGACAGCUCAGCUCCGUUCCCGCGAGGAAGAGAACGAGUUGAUCAUCGAGGGGCUGCUGAACAUUUCCUGGGGGCUGAGGCGUCCCAUCCGACUGCAGAUGCAGGAUGACAAUGAGAGGAUCAGGCCCCCCCCUUCCUCGACCUCCUGGCAUUCCGGCUGCAGCAUCGAGGCAAACAGGCUCCUGAAGACAACAUUUGUCAUCCCAGAUGUCAAAGUGGAUGAGGCCGAGAAUCUGCCUGAGGACAAGGAGCCUGUCUCUCACACUGAUGACAAUUCCCAGGAGCGCUGCCCCCCAGGAGAGGCAGGUAGCUCCCAGCUGAUGAGGACCAAGAGCGACGCGGGGGCUCUGAUCGUUCGGCGAGCCAACCUGCGCUCCCCCAGCGACAAGAAGAGGAUCAGGCGCCAUCGGUUCUCAAUCAACGGCCACUUCUACAACCACAAGACAUCCGUUUUCACACCAGCGUUCGGUUCAGUGACAAACGUUCGCAUCAACAGUACCAUGAGCUCGCUUCAAGUCCUCAACUUGCUCCUGAACAAGUUUAAGAUUGAGAACAGUUCUGAUGAGUUUGCACUUUAUAUAGUCCACACCAGUGGAGAAAGGACCAAGUUGAAGGAUUCAGACUACCCCCUGAUCUCCCGCAUCCUUCAGGGACCCUGUGAAGCCAUAGCGAAAAUAUUUCUGAUGGAGAAGGAUCUGGGGGAAGAGGUCACCUACGAUGUUGCUCAGUACAUUAAGUUUGAAAUGCCAGUGCUGCAGAGUUUCAUUGUCAAACUGAAGGAAGAGGAAGAUCGAGAGGUGAAGAAAUUAACACGGAAGUAUUCGGUCAUGCGUGCUGUUCUCGAGACACGGGUGCAAGAGCUAACAGAGUCCUGGGCACAGAUCUGAGUCCUGGCACAGCGGCUGGGACAAAUGGCACAAGAGAUUUAGAAGCGGGCACUCUCUCAGAUGCUGAUAUUGGGUGACAAUGCCCUGACUAUGCACUUCUCGACCUCCCCUGGAGUGGGACCUUGGCACCUUCCAGACUGUCAGUUGUCUCCAUCUGUUGGU